ACGUUACGUGGAGUGAACUAUCCGAAAACGACGACGUGGACAAUCACUCGACGGUUAGUGAUCACAGUUCUAGACACAAUGACGAGGAAGUCGCAGCUGCAUCCAGUGUCACGUCACGGCGUCGUAUGGCUCCCAUGGAAGCUCGUUAUCUUUUUAUACGUCGCGCUAUCUCUUCUUUCCCUCCUCUCUAUCCACCUUCAGUACUAUUCCGUGACAAUGUUGGAGCCGCUCUCCGUCGCGGGGUCUCAUAUACCGCCUCGUAAAUACCCCCGCGACUGUCCGAAGGUCGCCUUCCUUUUCUUAACUCGGCGUGAUCUCCCGCUUGACUUUAUGUGGGACAGAUUCUUCAAGGGGGCUGAUCAGGCGAACUUCUCUGUCUAUAUACAUUCACAACCUGGUUUCGUGUUCAAUGAAGAGACCACGAGAUCACAUUAUUUCUAUAACCGCCAGCUAAACAAUAGCAUCAACGUUAUAUGGGGAGAAUACAGCAUGAUCGAAGCAGAGAGAUUGUUGCUUUCAACUGCUAUAGAUGAUCACUCAAACCAGAGAUUUGUUCUUCUCUCUGACAGUUGUGCUCCGUUAUAUGACUUUGGUUAUAUAUACCAAUAUCUCAUCUCUUCACCGAGGAGUUUUGUGGAUAGUUUUAUUAAUACUAAAGAGAGACGGUACAGUAUGAAUAUGUCUUCAGUCAUACCUGAAGAGAAAUGGCGAAAAGGGUCACAAUGGAUAUCUGUGAUCAGAAGUCAUGCAGAGCUCAUAGUUAAUGAUGGUAUUGUAUUCUCAGCUUUUGAGAAAUUUUGCAAGAAAGCUCCACCUUUUGGUUCACAAGAGGCACAGCUGUUUUUUAGACAGAACCUGCGCAAUUGCAUCCCCGAUGAACACUAUAUCCAAACAUUGCUUACGAUGAGUGGACUAGAGAAUGAAAUGGAACCAAGAACACUGACGUACACUGUAUGGAACGUCUCGGGUACAAAACAUGGAGCCAAGUCUUGGCAUCCCGUCACUUUCACAUUUGAAAACUCCGGACCUGAGGAUAUACAAGAAAUAAAGAGUAUAAACCAUGUCAAUUACGGGUCUGAAUCACGAACAGAAUGGUGUACAGCCGACUCAAAACCUGUCCCGUGCUUUCUCUUUGCAAGAAAAUUCACCAAAGAAGCAGCUAUGCGCCUUGUGAGUGAAGUACUAAUAGGAUCAUCAAAAAACGUAGCCUUAUAAGUUAUAACUCUACAACAGGGUCAGUAAGUUUUAAGGUUAAACUGAAAAACGCAAAGUUUAGGUCAAGCAACAGAGAGUAUAGAGUAGGGAACGCCAUUGAUAUAUUAGACAUCACUAAUGAAGUGAAUUUAUGUUUGGCGUUAAAAGGUUUCUAUUUUUUUUUUUUUUUGACGUCAAACGUUCAUUCUAUUACUCAAGCUUGAGGUGGACUUGUUUUUAUUUGAUAGUAUUAUUUUCGCCUGGGGCAGCUGUUAUUGUUGGCACGGCUCUGAUUUUAGCGGGGGGAAAUAUUUGUUUUUGAACGAGUCUA
Messenger RNA from Brassica oleracea var. oleracea, 1525 nucleotides. RefSeq lists its product as uncharacterized. The record is from RefSeq and is a predicted model, not a curated record. NCBI's taxonomy places the organism in Eukaryota, Viridiplantae, Streptophyta, Magnoliopsida, Brassicales, Brassicaceae. The transcript has 10 exons. Gene Ontology annotation, molecular function: glycosyltransferase activity. The coding region runs from base 79 to 1215 and encodes 378 amino acids. Gene Ontology annotation, cellular component: membrane.